AUGGGGUUUGGCACCUCAUGUGGUGGUGAAAAUCAUUAUGCCAAACGUCGAGGCUCUUCUUACCGAAAAAACUCCAAACAGCAUCCGUUUAAUAAAGACAAAUCUACACCCUCUGCGGAAGCCGAACAUCAGGAGAGUGAUAUUGCUUUGGCGAGUUGUCUCCGCAGCGCCUUUCAGCCAAUGUUUCCACACAACAAUAGAGUUCGUGUGCGGCCCAUCUGCACAACGAUUGCCGGCGUGUGCUUUGCCGUAGUGGAUCGCACCGUAAUUGGUUACGACGAUGCGGUGUAUCGUACAAACCGCAAGGUGUGGGAACAUGUUCCACGCGGCCAGGCAUGUGUCUUCGCCGCAACUCCCGAGAAAGAUAAGUACAUUAAAGUGGCAUCUCUUCAAGGAUUGCGUAAAUUCAGUUAUUUUGACGCUCCGUAUAGUGUACCACAGGAAGAAGCCGUUGCUGCUGUGGCAUUAGAAGCCAUUGAUGGUGAUUGUGGUCAAUUGGCAGCCUUCACGUAUGCUGGGGAGCGUUUUUGGAUUGUGGGGAGUAAAGAUAUGCAUUUCUUGGUGCGGUUUGAUGUACCAGAGGAGGAUCUUGAUGUCUUUAAUGAUGAACAGAAAGAUUUAUGGUCUGUCAGAGUGACAAAACAAAUUGUAAGAGUCUGGCGAAACACAUUAAACGCAUUAAAACCAGAAAAAUCGUCUGAAUUACAUGAAUUCUUAACUCAAACGGGUUAUACCGCAUGCUUUGAUGCCAUCCUUGAGUACUCCGCUCACAUUGUGGAUUAUGGCCCUGGUGAAAGACUUCGCUUUUACGCCGUCGCCGAUCACACAAUGCCAUUACGUAGUGGUCUCUGUAUUAAUCCUGAAAACAUAUUAACAAAACUACAAUCGUUUGGACUUGAUGUUGUGGAGUGUGGCCCGCUGUUGCCAUUGGGAUCCACAGAGUAUGCAGCGCAGCGUGAGAGUAUUGCCCAUCGUUUAAACUGCAAGGGAGCCGUAAUUUACGGUCUUAACGAUACUGGCGUUGUGGUACGUAUGUGGAAACUCCGCUCACACCCCUUCGGCAUUGAGCGAGCGGCACAGGAGGCCAUCAUCACCCAUCGUUUAAGUGGUAAUCUUUUGCGUAGUAAACUACUGAAAAAAUUGGCAGGUGUUCCAAAGGAAGUUCGACAAUGCCUUGUAGAAUGGGAAGAGGAACGUCUGGAGUAUCUCAUACAAUUAGCCGCUUGGCUUCAUGUCACUGGACAAUUAACCGCCUCAACAUCCCUAGGAGAUUUGCAGGAAUUACGUCGUAAGUGGAUUGUACUGCAACGUCAGUUCACACACUCUGCUGUGGAGGAUAAGGAACUGAAGGAACAAGUCAUGCAUUACGAACCACUUCCCAAUGAAGUGACAAACAAUGAUCCGGAUGUUAUUUUAUGUGUUGGUCCACAAGGUUGUGGGAAAUCUACAAUUUCCCGUGUGCUCUUUGCACUGUUACGACAGGCGCAUCUUUCUCCAUGUUGGUUAAAUCAAGAUGAGAUUGGUGACCGAAAACAGUUUCUUGAAGCCAUACAAAACGCAAAGCAAGCAGGAUACUCUCAUCUUAUUAUUGAUAAAAUGAAUCUUGAUGAUAUUGCUCGUGCAGAUUAUGUGAAACUGGGUCUAAAAACUCUUACAGUAGCAUGGUCACAUCCUGAUGGAGCUCAAGCAUUAGCAGAUAUUUCUUUUAAACGUGUUUGCGAACGUGGUAGUUCUCAUCGUACAUUCAAAGCUGAAGAAAGAGAAAUGCAUCGUAUGCGUGGUAUUAUUCGUAGUUGUGCAGAACGUUAUCGCCCCCCAACAGAAGGAGUAUUUAUUGAAGUAAAUGUCGAAGAUAGUAUAGUUACUAUAGUAGAGCGUGUGUGGGCUGCAUUGUGUUCACAUGGUAUGACAGACCUUCAGGAUCUCUCUACACUUGAUGUGACAUCUGCAAUUAACAUAUCAUCUCGUUACGAAUUACUUCUAGGUAGGAUUCCCAAACGAAUACAGUAUGCUGCUAUUCAGAUAACUACACCAAAUGAUGAUGUGUUAUCACUCGUACCAUCAGAGAUGCUAGUCGACAAGAUUGUGCAAAAGGAGUUCCAUGUGACCACUCUAUUUCUUGGUAACAAAACUAGUACGGACCCUGUGAUGAUGGUCCAGCUGGGGGAACUGUUAGGCACAAGUAUCCAACUAACCCUUACACACAUUGCGUCAGACCCAAAAGGAACGGCUAUUGCAGUGCGUAACAAUGGGGAAUUUCCCUGUGCUAAUGCACAUCCACAUAUUACGAUAGCAAACGCAAAGGGUGUUUCAGCAAAAUACAGUAACGAACUACUAGAUGAGUCCCACGCAUCUGACCCGUCUCGAACUGUCGUAUCAUUGCCUCCUAACACUUGUGUUACUGGGAAGUUCGCGUUCAUCUCUAAGUGA
Messenger RNA from Trypanosoma theileri, 2430 nucleotides. RefSeq lists its product as uncharacterized. Gene Ontology annotation, molecular function: ATP binding; RNA ligase (ATP) activity. The transcript has a single exon. The record is from RefSeq and is a predicted model, not a curated record. Gene Ontology annotation, biological process: tRNA splicing, via endonucleolytic cleavage and ligation. Gene Ontology annotation, cellular component: nuclear inner membrane. Bases 1 to 2430 code for a protein of 809 amino acids. NCBI's taxonomy places the organism in Eukaryota, Euglenozoa, Kinetoplastea, Trypanosomatida, Trypanosomatidae.